Molecule: messenger RNA, 4970 nt
Organism: Ipomoea nil (Japanese morning glory)
Lineage: Eukaryota; Viridiplantae; Streptophyta; Magnoliopsida; Solanales; Convolvulaceae
Product: pentatricopeptide repeat-containing protein At5g65560
Exons: 6
Coding region: 101-2893 (930 amino acids)
Molecular function (GO): protein binding
Source: RefSeq, a predicted model, not a curated record
UUGUGCUUAACUCAAAACCUAAAGUCGCCCCUCCCUCUGCUUCCUGUCUUCUUCUCUCAUUUCUUUCUUUCUCCCUAUUUUGAAAAGGGAAUUUCCGGUAAUGAUAAGAUCGGCCGUCGCGGCCGCCGCCGCCACGUCCACCACCAUCAAGCCGCCACCUCUUCCGUCAUUUUUUUCAGGUCAGCCAUUCCUGUCCUCCAUUUUCUUCAAACCUUUGUCGUUUUCAAUCGAUUCUUCGCCUCUCUCAACCGCCGAGGACUCUUCUCCAUCUCCGGAUCUCUCUUCUCAACUCCUCUCUCUCCUCUCCCGCCCAAAUUGGCAGAAAAGCUCUUCUCUCAAGAAGCUCAUACCUUCUCUGUCACCUUCUCACCUCUCCUCCUUCCUCUCCCGGAACCCCACUCUCGAUCCCCACACUGCCAUCGCCUUCUUCGAUUAUCUCUCACGUGUCCCCUCAUUCAGGAUCGAUGUGCGGUCCUAUUUGUCACUUCUGCACAUUCUUAUAUCCCAUCAGCUGUUCCGGCCCGCCGAUAGAAUCCGCAUUUUGAUGAUUAAAUCCUGUGAAAGCCCCGAUGAUGCGAAAUAUGUGUUGAGUUUGUUGAGGGAAAUGAAUAAUGUCGAUGAUGAUGGCAGUAGAUUAAGAUUUAAAUUUAAGCUCAAUGUUAAGUCUUGUAACAUGAUGUUAAUGUCUUUGUCGAGGUUUGUGUUGAUUGAGGAUAUGAAAUGCCUGUAUUCUGAGAUGUUGAAGGAUAAGCUUUCACCUAAUAUUUACACAUUUAAUGCUAUGAUACAUGCAUAUUGUAAAUUGGGUGAUGUGACUGAAGCCGAGAUGUAUAUGAAUAAGAUCUCUCAAGCUGGGUUGAGACCAGAUGUCCAUACUUACACCUCAUUUAUCUUAGGGCAUUGUAGGAAAAUGGAUGUAAAUAGUGCAUGCAAAGUUUUUGAGGAAAUGCCUCAAAAGGGUUGUCAAAGAAAUCAUGUUUCCUAUAACAUUCUGAUGCAUGGGUUGUGUGAAGCAGGGAGAGUAGAUGAUGCGAUGAAGCUGUUUUCACAAAUGGAGAAUGAUCAUUGUUGUCGGAAUGUACGGACCUAUACUAUUCUAAUUGAUGCUUUCUGCAAAUUGAAUAGGAAAAUGGAAGCAUUGAAUUUGUUUCAUGAGAUGGUGGAGAAAGGUUGUCAACCAAAUGCCCACACUUAUACUGUUCUGAUUAGUGGAAUGUGUAAAGACAAUAAGCUUGAUGAAGCAAGAAGAUUGUUAGAUGAGAUGGGGAAAAUGGGUCAAGUUCCAAGUGUAGUAACAUACAAUGCUUUGAUUGAUGGGUAUUGUAAAGUGCAAAAUGUUGAUGCUGCAUUGGAGAUAGUUAACUUGAUGGAAUUAAAUAAGUGUAAGCCAAAUGUACGUACAUAUAAUGAGUUAAUAUCUGGAUAUUGUCGGGUGAGAAAGGUGCACAAGGCAAUGGGACUACUUGAUAAGAUGCUUGAGCAGAAGUUGUCUCCAUCUGUUGUAACAUUCAAUUUGUUGGUCCAUGGACAAUGUAGUGAGGGUCAUAUUGAUAGUGCUUUCCGAUUGCUUACAUUAAUGGGUGAGAGUGAUCUGCUCCCCGAUGAGUGGACCUAUGGUUCUCUCAUUGAUGCAUUAUGUGAAAAAGGCUGUCUUGAACAUGCUCAAUCUAUAUUUGACUCUUUGAAGGAGAAGAGAAUUAAGGCAAAUGAAGUUAUAUACACUGCUCUGAUUAAUGGUUAUUGCAGAGUAGAAAAGGUAGAUGUUGCCAUAACUUUGUUCAAAAGAAUGCUUGAUGAACAUUGCUUUCCAAAUAUAAGCACCUAUAAUGUAAUAGUUAGUGGUUUAUGUCAAGAGAAUAAGCUCUAUGCAGCAACUCAAUUGUUGGAAACUAUGGAAGAAAGAGGUGUCAAACCCACAGUAGUUACAUACAGUAUUCUGAUUGAGAAAAUGCUAAAAGAUAAUGAUUUUCACCAUGCUUAUGAGGUAUUUAAUUCAAUGGUGUCCUUGGGAUAUAAACCUGAUGUUUGCACUUACACUUCAUUUCUUGUUGCAUAUUGCAACCAAGGGAAGUUGGAAGAAGCUGAAGAUUUGAUGUCAAAAAUGAUAGAGGAUGGUGUCAGACCAGACUUGAUGACUUACACAGCAUUAAUGGAUGGGUAUGGACGUUUGAGAUUACUAGAUCGCGCCUUUGAUACUCUUAAAUCCAUGGUUGAUGCUGGAUUUGAGCCUUCUCCAUAUACCUACUCCAUUUUAAUCAAGCAUCUGUUUCAUGAAAACCAGAUAGAAAAAGGUGUCAAUAGGAUAGAAGUUGAUUCCAUUAAUGUUGUGGAUGUGUGGAAAAAAAUGGAGUUUGAUACUGCUGUUAAAUUGUUUGAGAAAAUGGUGGAAUGUGGCUGUCCUCCUAACAAAAAUACUUAUAAUGUACUGACUUAUGGGCUAUGCACAGAAGGACGCCUUGAAGAAGCUUGGAGACUUGUUGAUCAUAUGAAAAACUGCGGAAUGUCUCCUGAUGAAGAUAUAUAUAAUACACUGGUAAAAUGUUGCUGCAAGUUGAAAAUGUAUGAUGAUGCAACAAGGUUAGUUGAUACAAUGGUUAAGCGUGGUUUUUUACCAAAUUUGGAAUCCUACAAUCUCCUUGUAUGUGGACUUUAUUAUGAAGGAAAUAAUGAGAAGGCUAAGGAAGCCUUCUUGAAGCUUCUUAAUUGUGGUUACAAUAAUGAUGAAGUUGCAUGGAAACUAUUAAUUGAUGGCUUACUUAAGAGGGGGCAUUCUGAUAUAUGCUCUGAACUUUUAGUCAUCAUGGAAAAAAAUGGUUGUCAGAUUCAUUCUCAAACACAUACAAUGCUGAUAGAGGGACUUCUUGAGCAAACAGAAGAGCUUGUAAAAACAUAAUAUAUUAAACUAUCAAGCACUUUUGAUGGUUGCCAGCUCUUUUGUCCUUCUCCUAUAGGAAGAUUGCCGAGUAAUCAGGCUACAUUCAAAUUCUUUGGAUUUAUUGCAGCCUUAAUUGUGUAAUUGCAGGGAAAAAGGAGUGCCCCUAGUCCCCUACUGCAUGCACACAGCUUUCUAAUGGAUUUCAAAUCCUGAACCCACCAUUAGGACAGUGGAUCACUAGUUUUCUCACGGACCAGUGGUUUGCUAGUUCCUUUUGUGCUCAUUGAUGCAUUUGGGACAUUUACCUGCUCUAGGAAGCUGGUGAUUGACAUGAUGGUGCCCUCAUUGUUGAAAGUGCAGGGCCAUGGCGAUGACAGUAUGACACAGCUGAAUGGUUCAGAUCACACAGCCUAGCAAUCAAAUUGUGCGGAGAUCUUUUCCCUUCAAUAUGUUGAUAUAGUCUACAAGAAUACAAGAAAAAGCUUUUUCACCUGAGCUAAAUAAGAAUUAGUAGUGCAAUUUUGCAAGCCUAUUGAUGCAUACAGAGCUGUUGUAAUGAAACAAGAGCAUCUAUUGCUUCACCUGAAGGCGGAGGGAGAGAAAGCUGCCAUGUGAAGGAUAGCAGACUAGGGGUUCAGGCAUAGGUUGGUGCCUUGGUGGUAAACUGCACUCUAUUCUAAGCAGUAGACUUGAGUGUGAAUCUCACCACCUUCAUCCCCUAUCAGAUGUACCCAAAAAAUAAAAUAGAACAAAAUAAUCUUGAUAGAUUUUCUAAUACUUUCUGUUGUUGUAACUUGUGUAUAGAAUUGACUGUCUAAUUGAAGUAGUCAAACAUAAAUAGUCAAGUUCUCUAUCGUUUUGGCCAUGAAUGCAAUGGCCAAAUAGUGAUGUUUUAUGCCAAAAUGUUGUUUUCUUGGGAUGAACCUCAAAAACCCAAUUUGAUUUUAGAUAUUAUAUAAACACACACAGUUUGAAAUUUUGAAUGUUUCAGGUUAUUUUAUAGUUCACAAAAAUCUAUAAUUUAAGUUCUAAUGCCCAUUAGUUAGGUAAUUAAAAUUAAUAAUUUACUGCAUUAAUUAUUACUUAUUUCACAUAUAUAAAGUCUUUGGGUCCCUAUUGAUCGACUGGCAUUCAAGAACAAAAUUUUGGAAUGAAAUUGAAAUUUUGCAUGAAGAAAAAAUCAUCAUUGGAAGUCAAAGCAACCAGAUAAUACUCCAUAUUAGCAGUGGACACAAAUUUAACUAUAAAAAAAUUGAACUAAAUUUAUUUAAAUUAAUUGAUCUAAAUUUACAUUCAAAAUAUUGACAUGUUUUUAGUUUCUAAUAUUUGUCAAAUCAAAUCUUUUGGUUUGGCUUUGGUUUAAUUUUUAAACUUAAUGAUUAAGCUGGCACCCUUGUUCUCAAGUGCUUCAAGGUUUUAACACAACCCUUGCAAGUUGCAAUUCCCUCCCUCCUUUUUCCUAAAGAGGAUAAAAAGAAACCCUAGAAGACCGGUUGGGUUUUUCUCCUUUAAGAUGAAGAAGAAAGAAGAUGAACAUGCCGAGAGAAAUCAUCACACUGCAAGUGGAACAAUGCAGGAAUUAGAUUGGAAUGGAAUUCUAGAAGCACCGCUGCCUUGAGCACAGCAACACCGAGGAGCCAAGGAUGGAAUUUUCUAGGACUUUUCCACUCAGGGAGGGGAUAGAAAGGAUGUAUUUUUCUAUCAAGCUGAUGAUCAACACUAUUUUCCACAGGCUUUGUUGAUGGAUUUGGAGCCUGCGGUGAUUAAUGGUAUACAAAAUGGUGACUAUAUAUGAACCUUUACAAUCAUGAGAAUGUAUUUAUUGUGGAUCAUGGCGGAGGUGCUGGAAAGUGAAUGUUAUCAGGUAUGGGCUCAUAAUCACAAUAGCAAGAAAAACUUGUUCAGCCAAAAUGAGACAAGUGAUGUGGUUUGUUCAGCCAUACAACUCCCUUCUCACACUCAGAACAGAUGCCUCAGUAGAAUACCCUUUUAAAGCUAGCUUAUAGUAUGAGAAAAGUUCAACUUUAAUCCUCACAUUUUCAAAAUUAGUUCUUGGUUUUCGAAUUGUCCAAUGUAUCAAUUUUUUUUUUUUUUU